Messenger RNA from Colletotrichum costaricense, 2214 nucleotides. RefSeq names its product IBR domain-containing protein. The transcript is spliced from 7 exons. Gene Ontology annotation, molecular function: ubiquitin conjugating enzyme binding; thioredoxin peroxidase activity; ubiquitin protein ligase activity. Bases 1 to 2214 code for a protein of 737 amino acids. NCBI's taxonomy places the organism in Eukaryota, Fungi, Ascomycota, Sordariomycetes, Glomerellales, Glomerellaceae. Gene Ontology annotation, biological process: protein polyubiquitination; ubiquitin-dependent protein catabolic process; cellular response to oxidative stress. Gene Ontology annotation, cellular component: ubiquitin ligase complex; cytoplasm. The record is from RefSeq and is a predicted model, not a curated record.
AUGGCUUUCCGCUUCGCCGCAAGAAGACUCGCCCUCACCCGCUCCGCCGUGCCGGCGCGUGCCUUCCACUCGACGCCCGCCGCCUUCGUCAAGGUUGGCGACGCCGUGCCCGAGGUCGACCUCGUCGAGAACUCGCCCGGUAAUAAGGUCAACCUCGCCGAGGAGUUUGGCAAGGUCACCAAUGGACUCAUCAUUGGCGUGCCCGCCGCCUUCUCCCCCGCGUGCUCCGCGAGCCACAUCCCUUCGUACAUCAACCACCCGAAGCUCAAGGAGGCCGGACCCGUCUUUGUCGUCUCCGUCAACGACCCCUUUGUCAUGAAGGCCUGGGGUGACCAAUUGGACCCCGCCGCCCAGACUGGAAUUCGAUUCCUGGGAGACCCGUCUGGCGAGUUCACCAGAGCGUUCGACGUCGACUUUGACAGCAAGGCUAUCUUCGGCAACGACCGCAGCAAGCGCUAUACCCUCGUGAUCGAGAACGGAAAGGUCAAGGAGGCCCACGUUGAGCCCGAUAACAUUGGUACCGCAGUCGGCACCAUUCCUCCCACUACGCGGAAGAGAAAGGCCGCUGAGGCGACGAUAUCCUCCAAUAACCAAGACACCGCGACAAAGAAGAGGAUCGCCUCGGCUGCUGGACAGGACGCUCCCCCAACCCCCGUCACCACCGCGAGCAACGGCAUGGAUUCAGAGGAGGACUUCAUGUCGGCUCCCUCGAGCGACGACGAGAUCAUGCAGGAUGACAGCGGCGAGGACAUGUCUGGUCCUGAUGAUUUCGAUGAAGAUGACUUCGAAGACGAGCCCGAGGACCUGGGCAUGAUCAAAGACUCCGACAACAAAAAGAAGGUGGCCUACGACAUCUCAUUCAAAGUCUACGAACCAAAGGAUAUUCAGCGUCAACAGGACGACAUGAUUGACGAGGUCAACAUGAUUCUGAACAUCCGCAAGGAGGAUGUCGCGAUAUUGUUGCGGCACUUUAGGUGGAACAAAGAACGUUUGAUCGAGGAUUACAUGGACGCUCCCAACAAGGUCUUGGAGGCUGCAGGUCUUGGCUCGAACGUGGCUGGCCCGCCCAAGCUUGAAGCCAUUCCGGGUUUCAUGUGCGACAUUUGCUGCGAAGACGAGGAGGGCCUCCAGACCUUCUCUCUUAAGUGCGGCCACCGAUACUGCGUAGACUGCUACCGCCAAUACUUGACUCAAAAGAUUCGCGAAGAAGGCGAGGCGGCUCGUAUCCAGUGUCCGGCCGAGGGCUGCGGCCGCAUCAUCGAUUCAAAGUCCUUGGAUCUGCUCGUUGCAGCCGAUCUCAACUCCCGAUACCACGAGCUGUUAAAUCGGACGUACGUGGAGGACAAGGAGAUCCUGAAGUGGUGCCCUGCACCCGACUGCCCAAAUGCCGUGGAAUGCGCCAUUAAGAAGAAGGACUUGGACAGAAUCGUUCCCACACCUGCUCCCUGUGAGCUUGUUAAGCGAUGGCUGAAGAAGUGCGCAGACGAUUCGGAGACUGCAAAUUGGAUAUCGGCCAAUACCAAGGAGUGCCCCAAGUGCAACUCGACAAUCGAGAAGAACGGCGGCUGCAACCACAUGACAUGCCGAAAGUGCAAGCAUGAGUUCUGCUGGAUGUGCAUGGGCUUAUGGUCGGAGCACGGCACGAGCUGGUACAACUGCAAUCGUUUCGAGGAAAAGAGUGGUACAGAUGCGCGUGAUGCCCAGGCCAAGUCCCGCAUAUCGCUGGAACGCUACCUGCAUUACUACAACCGAUACGCCAAUCACGAACAGUCUGCCAAGCUAGACAAAGACAUUUACCAUAAGACGGAGAAGAAGAUGGUCCAGCUUCAGACAGCCUCGGGCAUGUCUUGGAUUGAGGUUCAAUACCUGAACCAGGCCUCACAAACACUGCAAACUUGCCGGCAGACUCUUAAGUGGACCUACGCCUUCGCAUUUUAUUUGGCGCGCAACAACUUGACCGAGAUUUUUGAAGAUAACCAAAAGGACCUUGAGAUGGCUGUCGAGGCCUUGUCAGAGAUGUUUGAGAAGCCCGUCCAGGAGCUCUGUGACAAGAAGUUGAAAGUCGACAUUAUGGACAAGACUUCAUACUGCAAGAAGCGAAGGAUUAUCUUGCUUGAAGACACUGCAGAUAACCUGGCCAAUGGACGUUGGACAUUUAACGUAGAUCUUCACGGACCUUCACCAGUCGGUGCCACAAGCAGUCGUCGUCAGUAG